GGGAGGGACACACCGAGCCGCCGAGGCGUGCCAUGUCGUCUCAUUAUUUCCACCUCUUCUUCCCUCUUUUCUCCUUAACGAUUUCGAGAAAACUAUCCAUGAAACUUCCAGCAGCCCAAUACCCUCACGUUUGAAGGCAAUCUUUUGUCGUCCGCCUACGCCAAGGCUUCUGUUCUGCCUUGGGCGCCUCAUCGCCGUUAACUACUCAGCGGAAUAUCUCAUAUAACUAAACUACUCUUGAUUGCCCAAUGACGACACGAACCAGGUACGGAGAAACAUCAGCUGGAAAACUACAAUUCGGGUCAUCGGACACCGAACCAAGCAAGCGCGGAAUGAUAUGGAUGGUUUGCACGAGUUCAACCAAGUUGAGAGUUAUCCAAGCUGAUAUGUGCGGUUACCGUAGUCGCGACAUAGGCGCGUGUUGUCACCAGUUGGUGGCUGCGCUGCACGGCGGAUCUCAAUGAAAAUGCCAAUAGCAAGAAAAAGAAAAUAUAUGAGAAAUUCUUUUUCAUCAUGCUGUCAACCCCUCUCUCACCCCGACAGUUACAGACCUUGUAGGGCGGCUGAGUUACGUACGUGGGUGUACGCUGAUGCGUACGAUUGAGGCUUACCGAGGCCGCACUUGUAGCUUUGCCUUGUCCUUGCGGUCAAGGAAAGUAAGGGGAAAUGACGAGAUGGGUGGGAACAGAGAUGGGAACUUUAACUGUCUCUGGGUUCUUCCGGAUGGAGUUGUAACUGGCCUCCCUGUCCCGCCCCGCAUUAUGCUGCAGGCAAAACCGCCUCAUAGUUCGUUGAAUAUUGAGGCCACAGUUCUCCCGGCUUAAAUCUGCCUGGCAAUUGGCUGGGUGAUCUGUUGCAAAAGCGCAUGGUAGUUUUUUCAAUGAGGCGGCGUCUCUAUGCACUGAUUGGCCUGUAGGCGAGCAUUGGCAACCUGUGCGGAAGAUGUUUUUGGCUCCCUGCAGCAAGUUCAUACCUGCUACCCCGACAUUUAGAACGCAUUCUCUUCGAUGUAACCCAGAAUGGAAAUGCGGCAGAUUCUAGGAAUAUUAACAAGCUUGCUGAUUUGAUGAUAUAUAGGGCGGCCAUGAGUGUUUAGGUCGGAACUCUCUUUGCUCUAACUACACCUUUGCAGGGAGGCAUCGGGUGGGGCACUCAACCCCAGAACUAUCUUCAUAACUACCCACGCAAAGGCCAACUAUAUUAGUUUCCGGUUCAAAUGUGUCGUUGCCUUUUAGGCCAAAUCCGUUGACGCUUGCAGAAUGGCUUGACCGUUGGCAAAAAUCGUCAAGAUCUCCCGCGCAUCAUGUGCGCCCUGGGACAAAUGCUAAAUUCAGUGCAAGGCGGGGGGGGGAAUGAGGUGGUAUGAAAAGGGCCUGUACGGACUUCAAAAUGAGUUCUGCAGCAAUUUUUAAGAAGGGGCUAUUGAAGCACGAUUCAGACUUUCCCUAAAAAUUAACCUCACAGAAUAUAUUUUACUUGCCUAACGUAAGGAUAUCCAGCAUGGGGUGGACUUCCUCCAGUUUUAAUAUCCAUCGAGUGCAAACUAGCAAGCAGCCUGCGCUCCUGGAAAAGACUCUUCCGAACUGGGCAAAAUAUGAGCUAAAGCAGGGAGCAGAAGUUGCAUCAGAGGCGAAAAGGUUUCGCCGCUCAAGAUCUCUCUCAAAAUCGUUGAAGAGAUGGUGGGAUCGCUGGCAACAAAUGCCCGCCACUGUCGAUUUUGAUCCAUCCGUUGAUACGGACGCGAAGGGAGAAAUUGAAUUAGCUGGCGAAUCAGGAAGAAAGCCAUUUUUUGUCCGGAAGGUAACUAUUCAGGGGUGGCAGGGUUACGGUCCUGUCAAAGAAAUGGUGCAUCUAAGGGAUGAAAGCAGACUCUCGGGGCCGAGUCCUGUGGAUUUUACGGGUUUCAAUGAGUGGUUCCAUAACGGCCAAUCUUAUCAGGAAGAAAUUUCAUUGGAAAUUCUACCAACGCCAGUCCUCAAACCAGGAAGAUUUUCCAGGACUAAAGAGUGGCUAACAAACCAUCGAAAUUCAUCUCGCGUGUCGUUUUUCUCCUCGAGCUUGUCUCCGUCAUCACAGCAGUCCUUCUUCCGCACACCGAAUACUCCCAAUUCCGCGUCGUCAUCUCGUGAUUCUCAUUCUUCCGAGUUGCCUGUUGACAUAUUUUGUGCGCUUCACGAACUUGCCGACACCAGCCCCGUCAAAGUAAGGCAAACACAAACGCCGUUGCAACAGACUAGGAUCUCUGUGGCCUCCGUCGCUCCCCAGUACUCAGUUCCUGAAGCCACCGAAUCCGAUCAGAAUGGCCUCCGGUGUGGGGCACAAGAAAGCUACACAAGCUCGAAGGUUGAACCACAAAUAUACCAAUUCUCUCCUAUAUCAUCUGUGGACGGUUGUGCAUCUCCGCCCUUGAAAGGGGCUACUGAUUUUGACAAUGAACAUUCGCUUAAUGAAGGAGAUCCCCAGCAGCUGACGGAGCUGUCGCCGUUGGUGGAUCAGCCACCCAUGUACCAGGUAACGGCGAUGACUCCUAACACUGAGGUUCUAGCUUUCCAUGGCUUUCAGAAGGGUGAUUCCGCGGAAAUUCAGCUUCCUGAUCCGGGCCCAAUCUUUGACUUGCCUCUUCAGGAAAACAGUAUCUAUCAGAGUCAUCGACAGACCGCAAAUUAUUCGAACAAUGAAAACGGAGGGUCUUAUCUAGGGGACGGAACACGGGAUUCCUCAUUCCAGUCUUCUGCCCUUGGGAAUGGAGGAGAUGGGUGCGGGACUGAGGGACAUGGGAAUUGCGACGAGAGCGAAAAUAACUCCCGAGAGGAAGACGAUGACGGCAACAACCGUAAAAGGAAACGGUUCAAACGCGCGGAUCCUGGACGCACUAGACGCCAAUUCGCGUGUGUCUAUCAUAAGUACGACCCACAAACGUAUCAUGGAGACCAUCAUCGAAAGUAUUUGUUAUGUUCUGGGACCAGUUUCAAAUUCAUUUCAGAACUCACUCGACACCUUUGUCGAGUUCAUGGCGAGCAUGUUUGCCCGCAUUGUUAUAGAACCUUCAGAAAUAAAACACUCCGAGCCAAUCAUGCUCAAAAUUGCACUGUCAAGCUUCGUUGUUCUCAAGAAGAUAAAUGGGCCGCUUUGUGGCGAGAGAGAUUCAAAGGCGUCGAUAUGCCACAAUCUCCAUGUUAGUCUAAUUCUCUCAUGGGUUUACUAUGUUUUUUCCUUAUGUAACUAGUGUACAACAAAACUUCAUUCGGAUAUUCAGAAAUAAACUAUUGGCAAGAGUACUAAUGUAGUAUAGAUUGGGAACCAUCGUCUGGACCCCGAUUGGCCCGGUUGAAUACUCGCACGGAGGGAUUCCCCCAACAACAGUGGACAGAUGCUUCAGGAUCAGCAACCACAUACAACCCUUCACCAUGCAGUUCAGGGUCUUCGACUAUGCACCCCCACUACGUUGGUGAUUUGCGACAGAAUCCCAAUGAAAAUGCACUCAUGGCACAGCUGCAGUCGACGACUGCAAUACAGAGAAUUUCCAUAGCGGCUCUUACAACUGAGAGAGACGCCCUUAGGAAGCAAGUCCCGUGUUUAGGACAGCAACAACUUUGGUGCUCUACUUGCAAUAAUAUUACCACCAAUUUCCCAGUUGGCUCACUGAUAUCACCUACCACUACCAAUAAUUCACCGAAUGGAGCCCUCUCGAGCCAGAGUUUCACCCUGAGUAAUGUCCAACACCCCGGGGGAACUACAACUUUUAAUACCAACUUAGGUCAGCCUACGCCUUCUACUACUCCAAUCAAAGAAAGAGCUAGAAGUUCUAUAUUGAAACCUCCUGCUACAAUGGUCGUCGAUACAUAUGCCCAACAAGCUGAUCCGCCAGCAAGCAUAGCGGUACCGCAAAUAUCCGAACCAGUAUUUCAACAGGAAGAGCAUCAAUCGUUCAGUUUGCCAGAACUUGAUACAAAUAUGAAUUUCGGCUUCGAUUGGGACGAAAUACAAUCAUCUGUGGGCUAUCUUUGAAAUUGGAACAGGUAGUAUUCUAGAGAAGUUCUUUAGUAGAAUAACUUCAUAGCCUUUAUGUUGCCUGUGGAUCACAUGUUAUAUGUCAUCCAAAGUGUAUUCUUUCUCCUUUUAUUUCUUUUUUCAUCAUUCUCAAAGUGUUCACUUGUGUAUGCAAAGAGGUGCUGUGCACCUUUAACUUUUGAAAGCUGGUACUUGAUUUCCCGGUGGAAAAUGUUAAUGCAUUAAGGCUCAGGGAAUUGAUUAUUCAGGCGCAGCAGUUUACAGAAAUGGGGGUUUUUUUUUUUUUUUCUUUCUGCAUCAUCUCUUUUU
Blastomyces gilchristii SLH14081 is the source of this 4320-nucleotide messenger RNA. RefSeq lists its product as hypothetical. NCBI's taxonomy places the organism in Eukaryota, Fungi, Ascomycota, Eurotiomycetes, Onygenales, Ajellomycetaceae. The transcript has 3 exons. The record is from RefSeq and is a predicted model, not a curated record. The coding region runs from base 1501 to 3180 and encodes 559 amino acids.